This is a messenger RNA of Rhodamnia argentea, 1451 nucleotides long. RefSeq names its product protein WUSCHEL. The record is from RefSeq and is a predicted model, not a curated record. Gene Ontology annotation, biological process: plant organ development. Bases 236 to 1270 code for a protein of 344 amino acids. Gene Ontology annotation, molecular function: DNA binding; DNA-binding transcription factor activity. Lineage: Eukaryota; Viridiplantae; Streptophyta; Magnoliopsida; Myrtales; Myrtaceae. The transcript has 3 exons.
UGUAUACCUCGUCACGCCUUUCGAUCCAAGCAAUCCUUCCCCUGAUGCCCUCCCUUUCCAUCAUCCCCUCUUUUGUCCCUUCUCCUUUUAUGAAAAAUCUCUGAGAUCUCUGUCAACUUCAGUCCUUCUCUCCCAGAUAUCUCUCUGAUAUCCUCUGUCUCUUCUCUCUCCCUCCCUCUCUCUCUCUCCAUGUGCUUGCUUCACCCUCCAUUAUAAGUUAUAGCCCAUACCCUUCAUGUCCUCCCCUCACCUACCCACCAUGGAGCCCCAACAGCAGCAGCGGCAACAGCUUCAAAACCAAGAAGACAUGAACGGCAACGGCAACAGUGGGAAAGGAGGAGCCACGAGCAGCAGCAGCAGCAGUUACGUUUGCAGGCAAAGCAGUACCAGGUGGACGCCCACGACGGACCAGAUAAGGAUCCUCAAGGACCUCUACUACAACUACGGCGUGCGGUCCCCCACCGCCGACCAGAUCCAGAGGAUCUCCGCCCGCCUCCGCCAGUACGGCAAGAUCGAGGGCAAGAACGUCUUCUACUGGUUCCAGAACCACAAGGCCCGCGAGCGCCAGAAGAGGCGCUUCUUCUCCCCCGACCCAAAUUCUAAUAUCAAUGGCGCCGUCCCUCCUCCUCCGCCUCCUACGGCCUCCGCGGUCAACCCCAAGACGAGAUGCGGCGGUCGCGGAAGCGGCAGUUGGAGCGGCAAACUGCCUCCUCCCGAAGACCCCUUUGUGCUCCACAACAAGUACUCUAACCUCACUCCUCCUGGGCUUUGUUCUUCUUCCUCUGCUGCUGGUGGUGCAAUGGCUGUUGGGCAGAUGGGUGGCUAUGGAUAUGGUUCUGUGACAAUGGAGAAGAAUUUUAGGGAUUGCUCCAUAUCAGCCGGCAGCGGCGGGGGAGGGUAUGUCGGCCCCAACCUUGGUUGGAUCGCGGUGGACACGUAUGCUUCCCCGCCGUGCGCCGCUCUCUUAGAAAGGAAGAGCCGCCCUUCCCUCGAAAACCAGCCGGAGGAAGACGAAGAAGGAGGGGGAGAAGAAGAAGACGAUGAAGAAACUCCGGAGAUCGAAACCCUACCGCUGUUCCCGAUGCACGGCAACAACGACCACUUGAACAUCGACAAUGCCUUGUGCAACAUCAAGCCUAACUCGGAUCAUUACCAUCACCACAUCCACCGUCAGGGCUACUGGUACGACGACGUCGUGAUGAGCACCUCUCGCACUUCCCUCGAGCUUAGCCUCAACUCCUACGCCGGCCGAUCGCCCGGCCCCAUUUAAACAAACCAGGAAAGAAAGAAGGGAAAAUUGUGGAUUCUCUCUCACCUUUUUCUUGUGAUUUUCAUAACCCUAAUGCUUAUAUUAUAGCUAUUAGAUAUAGCCAUUGGUAAAUGUGCUAAUCAUUCACCAUCUAGGUUAAUUAUGACUAUUGCUGCGACGUCCUCCUCCUCCUCCUCCUCCU